Molecule: messenger RNA, 861 nt
Organism: Nerophis lumbriciformis (worm pipefish)
Lineage: Eukaryota; Metazoa; Chordata; Actinopteri; Syngnathiformes; Syngnathidae
Source: RefSeq, a predicted model, not a curated record
AUGUCUGACGACUUUUACGACAAUGAAUAUGAUCCAAAGAAGAGAGUUCCCAACGCAGCAGAGUACUUCACCCGUUGGAAAGAAGCCGCGGUGGUUGCUCGCCACGAGCCCACCGCCAAGCUAGAUCUGACGUACGGUCCCUCAGCCGCGGAAACCCUCGACUAUUUUCCGGCUCGACAGGCCACAGCACCACUGCUGGUGUUCAUCCAUGGCGGCUAUUGGCGGGCAUUCGAUAAGAGCGACUUCUCAUGGGUGGCGCCAGCGUACGUCGAGGCAGGGGUAGCCGUUGCGGUUGUGAAUUACGCAUUGGCACCCGCGGUAACCCUGGCCGAAAUCGUCGGUCAGCUAAGGCGGUCGAUUGCCUGGUUGUAUUCCAAUGCCGCUGAGCUUGGCGCCGACCCGAACCGCAUAGUUUGCAGUGGACAUUCGGCCGGCGGUCACUUGACGGCCAUGCUGCUUGCAACAAACUGGUUUGAGGUCGAGGCUUCGCUUCCGCCAAGACCAUUGUGGGCGGGCGUAUCGAUUAGCGGGAUUUUCGAUCUGGAACCAUUGCUAAAGGCUGAGUUUCUUCGCUCUGAGAUCGUGCUUGACGCCAACGCUCGCCACAAUCUAUCCCCAGCUAACCUGCAGCCCACGUCGACGUCGCCGCUGUUAACCGCCGCCGGGGAACUGGAAUCGAGCGAGUUCCAUCGGCAGAACCAAUUGCUGUUGGAUCGUUGGGGAACAACUGCGGUUAGCGGGCCGUUGAUUGUCAAAGGAGCCAACCAUUUUUCGGUGUGCGAUGAUUUUGCCGACAACAACGGUAAACUGUUUCAGGCCACUCGGGCUAUCUGUCUGCGGCCUGGCACUGCCACCAAUUGA